GAAGGAGAGGCCGAGGCCCAGGCCGAGGCCCAGCAUGAGUCAGCUUCUUUUCCGGGAGCUGGUCCCGCUGCAGCUGAAGUGCAAGGACUGCGACGAGAGGAGAGAGAGUGUUCGAGUGCGUAUCGAGCUACAAUCGGUUUCUAAUCCAGUCCAUAAGAAGGAGUUAGUUAUCCAACUGACUGAUGAUACAGAUCCCUUUUUCCUGUAUAACCUUGCGAUAUCCGAGGAGGAUUUUCAGAGUUUGAAAUUCCAGCAGGACCUUCUGGUCGACUUCUCAGCUUUCCCACAGAAGUUUAUAGAUUUACUUCAGCAAUGUACUCAGGAGCAAGGCAAAGAAAUCCCAAGGUUUUUGCUGCAAUUAGUUUCUCCAGCAACUAUAUUGGAACGCUCCCCAGCAUCUCUAAAUGUGGUUCAGACCAACCAGUUUAAGUAUCUAACUCACCUCUCACUAAAACUCCUACCGGGAAAUGAUGUGGAAGUAAAGAAAUUUUUAGCGGGUUCUUUGAGGUGUAUGAAGGAAGAAAAAUUAUUAUUGGAACAAACACUUAAGAAAACUGAAGAGGACCUGUCCAGACAGUUAAACUAUACCCAGCAGGCAUUGUCAGAAAAGAGCCGUGAACUAGAUAAAUUGCAAAAUGAAUUGACAACACACACCUCAUCACUGACAAACAAGCAUUCUCUGGAAUUGACAAGUGAGAGGGAAAAAGCUCUCCAGGCCCAGGCGCAGUAUCAGCAGAUGCUUGAACAACAGAAAAAAGAGCUGGAAAACCUGCACCAGAGAAAUGUUCUUCAGCUGCAGAGCAGACUGUCAGAGUUAGAGGUGGCCAACAAAGACCUGACGGAAAGGAGAUACAAAGGCGACUCCACAGUCAGAGAACUUAAAUCAAAGCUUUCUGGGUUAGAAGAUGAGUGUCAGAGAACAAAACAGGAAGUCCUUUCUUUGCGUCGAGAGAAUGCUACGCUUGAUGCCGAAUGCCACGAUAAAGAAAAACUCAUUAAUCAACUCCAGACUAAAGUAGCUGUUUUGGAGCAGGAGAUUAAGGAUAAGGACCAGCUAGUAUUGAGAACGAAAGAAGUAUUCGACACAAUGCAGGAGCAAAAGGUAACGUUGGAAGAAAGUGCAGAGAAGAAGCAAGUGCAACUAGGAAAACUUGAGGCCACAAUAAAGUCGUUAUCCACAGAACUCCUUAAGGCAAAUGAAAUUAUCAAGAAAUUACAAGGGGAUUUGAAAACUCUAUUGAGCAAAUUGAAACUAAAGAAUUCAGUUACAAUUCAGCAAGAAAAAUUGCUCGCUGAAAAAGAGGAGAAAUUACAAAAAGAGCAGAAGGAGCUGCAAGAUGUUGGACAGUCUCUUCGCCACAAAGAGCAAGAGGUGUGCAAACUGCGAGAGCAGUUAGAGGCUUCGGUCCAGAAACUUGAAGAAAGUAAACAGCUUUUGAAAACCAAUGAAAAUGUAAUUACAUGGCUAAACAAGCAACUGAAUGAAAGCCAGUUAACAAGAAAGCAAGAAAUAUUGGGUCUCUCUACCACUCCAUCUACACAUAUCAGCAAUAACUCAAUCAGAAGCGGAAUUUCGCCUAAUCACAAUAUGCUUGACAACCGACUUCUGUACCCAAACUCGGGGAUUGGCUAUCCUGCCUCCUCUGCCUUCGCAUUCCAGAACACCUUCUCGCAUGCUGCAUCUGCCAAGAAUGCCGGCCACCCAGUGUCUGGACCAAAGGUUCAAUUUCAGAUGCAGUUUUCAAAAAGCAGCGCAUCCUCCGGAGACAUCCAGCCAGGAGGAAUAACGAGCGCAGCUCGUUCAACUGAUAAGGAAAAUAGUGAGAAUUUGGGGCUGGAAUCCAAGUAUUUGAAGAAAAGAGAAGACAGCAUUCCUUUACGAGGACUCAGUCAGAACAUCUUUAAUAAUUCAGAGCAUCUGAAAGACAGCCCUUUGGCAAUGCUUCAAGCUUCUUCAAAACCUGGAGUGCUCCCUCCUGCAGCCUCAGCUUAUUUUCCUGGGCAGUGACGAAACUCUCGGAGCCUUUCCUUCCGUUAAGGAUCGAGAGACUGGUGAUGGAUGAUAAUUAUGGACCAAGUUAACCUAAUCAUGUAAAUUCCACUUUCAUCGAAACUUUGACCUCAUCUCUCCUGCAUCAGAUCACUUUCGUGAUUUCGGUCCCAUCAGUUGGCAUCACCCGGGCUAUGUGAGGAAAGCGCACUGGGGAAAUUGAACUUUUGAGUUCAGCCCAAGUGUCUGACGGAGCCGACAAUUUGGAGUAUUUUUGCUCUUUAUGUCAUUGGAACGGUGUGCAGGGUGGAGGCUGUAAGUGUCUUUUCUUUAACUUCAUCUUUCCAGCUAAAAGUUUCUACCAAGGGAUGCUCAUUCCUUCCGUCCAUUCCUUCCUUUUUGAGCAUCACCUUUCUUUCUACAGUGAAUUGAAAGAUCUUAAAAAGUUUCAGCCUCCAUACACUGGUGAUGUCCUUCCUGCUGAGGGAUAAGGAACCGAGAGGUCCUCUUUCCCUGGGAUUCCCUUUAGGAAUUAACCAAGUAGCAAGAGAUGAUGACCAUCUUCUCUGUGCUAAAGAGGCAGCAGCUUGCUGACCGUACCCCGUGAAGCACUCCAUUCGCGGCUGAGUUUAACCCAUAUUCCUGAUCUUCAGAAAUCACUGUUGAAAACGGGGAAUAUAACAGCUGCAAAGGAUUUUAACCUGGUGUGCAAUUUCCCGUACCUCUGUCCUUUUAACCAACAUUCCUCUAAACAGCCUUGGCUUUGGUUCUGAUUUUAAAUGUCACCAUUUAAGAGAGACGAUACAACCACAUUAGGCAGGCCCGAUUUCUUUUUAGCGUUCAAAGGGUUUUACCUCCGUGGAAGAUUUUGGUUCUCAACUACGUCUUCCAGAUUUGAAUCCCUCUCAUCUUUUUUUCACCAAUCAGGGACUCAAACCUGUGUGUUUUAAAAAUAUUAACGCAAGCGCCGAUUUUGUACCCUCUGGCAGAGAUUCCUGGUCUGUCCAUGGACCCUUCUCUUUCAGCUUCUUCCUGCCGCUCUCCCCGCGACCUAUUCCGUAUCACAAGCUCUCCCCUGCCUUAUUACUCUUUCCUCCCCCGUCUUUCCCUUUCACGGCAUCCCUUCCCAUCUUCAUUUUCUUCCUCCCCUUCAGCAGAGCCGCUGGGUGAUUCGAGCAGCUUUGCGGGAAGGCUGCUUGAAGGCAGCCGACGAAGGUUAAAACUGUCCUCCUCCAAGGUUGCCGUCCCUUCCCCACUGCUCUUUGCUCCAUUUAGGGUUCGAGAGAAAUCACACCAUCAAGGGGGCUUUCGAGCCUUCCCGGAGACUCUUUACAUAGCCAAGAGAGCUGUUUCGAAUGAAAAUACUUUUUAAUCCAGC
Messenger RNA from Tachyglossus aculeatus (Australian echidna), 3368 nucleotides. RefSeq names its product SAS-6 centriolar assembly protein (gene SASS6). The coding region runs from base 35 to 2008 and encodes 657 amino acids. Gene Ontology annotation, cellular component: centrosome; centriole. NCBI's taxonomy places the organism in Eukaryota, Metazoa, Chordata, Mammalia, Monotremata, Tachyglossidae. The record is from RefSeq and is a predicted model, not a curated record. The transcript has 17 exons. Gene Ontology annotation, biological process: centriole replication.